AUGGAGGACCCAGAAGUCUCCCAGGAGAGAGUUCAGCCCGACAGCAAGCCAAACGCCCACAACCUCGACGAAGAAGGAGGGGAACCACCUCCCAGGAAGCCCGGGUCGAAAGCACAAGGGAGAAAAAGGACUAAAACGGGAUGCUUGACAUGCCGCAAGCGACGUAUAAAGUGCGGAGAAGAGAGACCCACUUGCCAUAACUGCACGAAAUCCAAACGUCAUUGCGAAGGCUACAACCAAAGAGUUGUCUUUAAAGACCCUUUGAACGCUUAUCGGCCUUCCUUCUCAGCUGCUUCUUCACAUGCAGCAAUUCCUAGGUCAAGUGCAGUCCAGCCAGGACUUCGCCAUGGCGAGGGGUAUCCACAGCCUACGCCUGGGCAAACCCCGUUGCUUCUUGCCCCAAAGCUCCAAGGAACCUUUGGGCCUUCCAGAGCUGUCGAUGUGCCUCCUUUACCUGCUGCUACAUCACCUGGUAGUGAGCGUCGGGUUUACACCUUCUCUGACAUCAAGGGUCCUGCAACAGAAAAUAAAAACCCCCAGCCCAGAGGUUCACCCCCUUUUGGCACCCAGACCGACACCGUCGAUCAGUCUCACAUUCCUGAUCCCCGACCUAAGCGCUCCCCACGAGAUCAAGCGACUCACUACGACUUCAACGCUUUGGUUAAACAGGAGCACAGAGAACAUCCACCCAUUACUCCGGCGCAAAUAGGUCCCUUGGACUGGUCUGCUGCUGGCCCAAGUAGUGGGUCCCCUUCACAUCCGCAGGAACUGUUCCGCGAUUCUAACAGACAGUUCGCAGCCGCUGUACCCUUUCACCAAGCUUACCCGACCACAUCUACUUGGGAGCCUAUAACUACUCCAGCUGCGGUCAGCCAGUCUUUCCCUGCACUUGCUCAACAUCAAACCACUUUCGUUGCGAAAGUCGAUGGCCAACCACAACAACCCUUAGAAGGGUUAAUUAGGGAACAGGGAACCCUCCCCCCAGGUUGGCAGGGAAAUCAGCUUCAAAGCCAUGAAUACCCGCCACUGGCAACGGAGUGGACGACUGUGCAAUCAAGUCCACACGAAGAAAAUACAUCUGCUGUUGUCGAGGAUGAGGAUGAUCCUUUCGAUGUCUCCGAUGACGAUAUCACCAUGGAGGAGGAAGAGGAGAGUUCUGGUGCGUGGCGGGAAGAUAUUCAGGAUGGUCAUCUCAGGAACAAUGAUCUUGGCAUUGCCGUUGCCCUUCAAGCUCAACAGGAUAACCAAGACCUCAGUCUCCGUUCACUCACAUCUUUCAUUGACCGCCCAAAUAUGCUGGCAACCUACACACCAUCUCCUCAAUCGACGCCUCUAAAGGACUCCAUGACUGCUAGAAUAUUCUGUCAUUUCGUUAAUGUCACUGGACCGUGCAUAUCUCUAUUCGAAAGACACCCAGCUAACCCUUCGCUCAUGUUCCAAGGAGUACCAGUGCCCAAAUCCCAGCAGAAUAUAUGGGCUUACACCCUUCCCACUCUCGCGCUCCAAAACCCUGCCCUGCUGCAUGCAAUGCUCGCUAUCGGCAGCCUCCAUAUUGCGAAACUUCAGAAUGGACCCAUCGCUGCAUCGUUGAAGCAUUACGCAAUCGGUCUCCGCAGAGUUGCAAAAAGUGUCAGCAUCUACAGUCGACGACGACAGCCUGCAACAUUGGCCGCUGCAAUGCUGCUAGCGUUUUACGAGGUCUGGUCCGCAGAUCAUCAAAAAUGGAGUAACCACCUCCUGGGAGCCAAGCAAUUAGUGAGAGAAAUUGAUUUUGCGGGCAUGACUCGAUAUAUAAAGAACAAAACGGCGCGACGACGUCAAGAAGAGCAACAGAGAUAUCAACAGACUCAGGUGCAGGGAGUCCCAUACGGACUCGAUGAUAGAACCCGAUUUCAACCAAAUAUUGACGAAGUCGACGAGAAUAUAGUCUCGAUGUUGAUGGGAAAAAAACUUUUCUAUGACCAAUACGGUCAAAUAAUUGACGACAGUGUUUGGGACGGCCCCCAGAGUAAAGAGUAUAGUGAAAGAGAUCUGGAAACAUACGAGACUCAACGCGACCUCUUCUGGUGGUACUGCAAACAGGAUGUGUACCAAAGUAUUCUUGGCGGAGGCCGUCUCUUCAUGGACUACUCUCUUUGGAGUCAUUGCCCACCAAGAUCGUCACUGGGCCGCCUCACUGCCACCUAUGGCACAUUUGACCACCUCAUACUUCUCAUGGGUCGCCUCGCUGACUUUGCUGCCAAAGACUUGAAGAGAAAACGACUGGCCAUCAAAGCCAAUGGAGGUCAUUGGAAACCGCCACCAGAAUACAUGCAGAUGCAGGCUCAAGCAGCUCAGGCGUCCGGCUCGCAGGAAUUUCCGCAGACUCCUCCAAAGCAGCCCCAGAUGCCUGCGUUUAGCGGCAUGGUUCCCGGAGUCCAUGAGGCCCAGCUCCCCAUGGGAUUUGAGCCAUCGAGAGAGGACUCCUCCCCCGGAAGCACGCAAAGUAACGAUAUAGACCUACAAGCACGUACCCAGGAGGCCGAAGAGGAAUGGCAGGAAAUCCGAAACGCUUUCGGUGUGCUCGAGGACUACUUCGGGGAAGAUUUCCAGGCCCUUGGCCCGGAAUUCUCUGAACCGAUGGAUACACCUUUUGGACCAGCUCUUAAGUAUCGGACAUAUGCUAUCGCUGGUAUCUGGAUGAACUUUUAUAUGGGACUGAUUGCUUGCCAUCGGGCACAUCCAUCAAUGCCUCCUGCGGCCAUGAUGGCUGCUGGGAUCGCAGCCAGACAGACUGCUUCUUUUGCAACCGAACUUGGUCGCACAGCGGCGGGGAUUGCUCCUGAUUGCAGCUUGACAACUCAAGUUAACCCGACUGUUGGCGCAGCCUUGAUCGAGUCGUCGAUUUGUCUCUUCAUUUCCGGAGUACAAUACCAAAACGCAGCCCAGCGCGAAUGGACCGUUCGUAGACUUCGCGAUAUCGGUCGCCUAACUGGAUGGCAAACAGCAUACGCCGUUGCUGCAGGCUGCGAAUCAUCAUGGGUCAAAACUUACGAGGCGGGCAAAGGCCCACCAUAUACCAAAACUUUUGAGGGAAAAGUGGUUCCCGAUAUUUUGAUCAGUUCGAGGAGAAUUGAUAGAGCACUCUUGGGAUUAAGUGCCGACGAGAGGAGAUCGGUGAUCGAAAGGUCGGAUCGAGUGCACUAUGCCUUGGGAGUACUUAGCAUCCAGGAGGACUUCGAGAACUUGGACCUGGAUGUUGAUGAGAGCCAACCACGUCCAAUGUAA
This is a messenger RNA of Hyaloscypha bicolor E, 3267 nucleotides long. RefSeq lists its product as uncharacterized. The record is from RefSeq and is a predicted model, not a curated record. Gene Ontology annotation, molecular function: zinc ion binding; DNA-binding transcription factor activity, RNA polymerase II-specific; transcription cis-regulatory region binding. Bases 1 to 3267 code for a protein of 1088 amino acids. NCBI's taxonomy places the organism in Eukaryota, Fungi, Ascomycota, Leotiomycetes, Helotiales, Hyaloscyphaceae. Gene Ontology annotation, biological process: positive regulation of transcription by RNA polymerase II. The transcript is spliced from 6 exons. Gene Ontology annotation, cellular component: nucleus.